UGGAUCAGCGAUUAGUAAGUAAGCCACAGGAAGGAGGGGCUGGCCAAGCAGCGACGCAGGAUGAAUUUGAGCCGUCAAAAUUUGGUUCUUAGUAUACGCAAUGACGCUGCUAUUUUAUUUAGGAACUAUCAUCUUCACAGUCGUUGUAUCUACUCUAGGAGACCAGGUAGUGGCCCAUGAGUAUCUCCGAAACUUUCUGUGGUUGCGCGCUGCAGCCGACAACGUGACACAUGGCUUGGUCGGACUUAUCUGCUGGGUGGCAGCUUGCGGCCCCCGUUGCUUUCCAGCCAGCCUACGAGAAGGCAUUCUUUGUGGCUUUAUCGCUUGCGCGCUCGAUGUUGAUCACUUCGUGGCCGCUGCAUCGGUGAAGAUCGAGGAUGCAACCCGCCUACGAGCCAGGCCCUUUCUCCACUGCACCUCCAUCGUGAUCCUUGCCAUAUUGAUAAUCAUGCUGGCUGCAAGGCUGACUGGUCAGCUGCAACUUUAUCACCUCACGUUGAUGGCAAGCGUUGCCGUCACUUCGCAUCACCUUCGAGAUUCUCUACGAAGGGGACUGUGGCUCUGGCCUUAUGGAAGCACACCACCGGUGAAAAUUGGAUUUUAUUAUGCGGGUCUUGGCUGCAUUAUAUUAGUGGCAUCGCUGGGGAUACGGACUAGCUUGCAAAAGGAAGAUCCUAUUGUGAGCCUGGUGUGAACUACCGAGACUACAAAUAAACAGGCAUUUGUGCACA
This is a messenger RNA of Ixodes scapularis (black-legged tick), 731 nucleotides long. RefSeq names its product transmembrane protein 267. The record is from RefSeq and is a predicted model, not a curated record. Lineage: Eukaryota; Metazoa; Arthropoda; Arachnida; Ixodida; Ixodidae. The coding region runs from base 101 to 694 and encodes 197 amino acids. The transcript is spliced from 2 exons.